Caenorhabditis angaria is the source of this 3382-nucleotide messenger RNA. The record is from the annotation of a GenBank genome assembly. NCBI's taxonomy places the organism in Eukaryota, Metazoa, Nematoda, Chromadorea, Rhabditida, Rhabditidae.
AUGUCGUGGUUAUUCGGAGUAAAAUCAAACGCCACUCCCCAAAUUCCCGACGAUUUCCAAGCGGGUCCACCAGGUGCACAUGGCGGCCAACCACAACAACCAGGAGGUGCUCCACAACAAGAAGCAGUCGGAAAUAAGAUGGCAUAUUCUUUUGAUUCAACUGCUUUGGAACGAGCUGCCAAAGCGGCUCGAGAUCUCGAAAGAUUUCCAAAUGCAAAAGAAGCUCUUGAAUUGUCAAGAAUGCAAGAAGUGACUAGACAGAAGGAAGUUGAAAUGGACACAAAGAAAUUGGAAGCUCAAUUGGCUAAUAUGAAAUCUGAACAUAUUCGAGUAGCUGAAGAGGAGCGGAGAAAAACACUUGGAGAAGAAUCGAGACAUGCUAAAUCACGGGCGGAUUAUCAAGAUCAGUUAGCCAGAAAAAGACAAGAGGAUGAACUUGCAUUGAAAGCAAGAAUGCAAGAAGAAAGUUUGAGAAAACAAGAAGAAUCUAUCAAAAAGCAAGAACAACUCAGAAAACGUAUGUGAAAAUGGGGAAAUUUUGAUGAAAUAUAGUGAAAGACCACGCUGAUCACGAUUCUGAAAUCAAACAUUGCCAGAAACUCUUGUGACCAUAAUUCUGAAGCUCUUGUUUUCGCACGAUUUCACUCAAAUCCAAUUUUGGAGCUUCAUGUGCUCACAGGGGUUUUUGGGAAUUUUUGACUUUUGAUCGUGGUCAGUGUGGUCGAUAUUUCACUGUGUUUUAUCAAAAACUCAUCCCGAAAUCCUACGCAUUUCCAUCCGGAUAAAUCGAUUUUUUCAGAAACCAUCGAGCACGAAUUGGCUCUCAAACACAAAUAUGAGUUAGAGAAAAUCGAUGCUGAAACAAAAGCAAGAGCAAAAGCAGCCAGAGAAAAUCGCGAUGUCAAUUUAGAGCAAAUGAAACUUCACGAAGAGGAAAACCGAAAAACUGUCAUCGAAAAAAUCAAGUAAUUUUUUUUGAAAGUAGAUUUUUUUUUCAUAAACACAAAAAAUUUUUUAGGACAAGUGGAGAGCUGAUUGGAACAGGUCUCAAUCAAUUCCUCAACGAUAAAACGAAAAUCGCCUCAGCUGUUGGUGGUUUAACCGCUUUGGCUAUUGGAUGGUAUACAGCUAAAAGAGGAACUGGAGUUGCUGCAAGAUAUAUUGAAGCGAGACUUGGAAAACCGUCGUUGGUUAGAGAGACUUCAAGAUUAACACCUUUGGAGAUUGCGAAACAUCCGAUUAGAACUGUUCAAUUGUUGACUCGCAAGACUAAAGAUCCACUUCAAGGUGUUGUUUUGGCGGUAAGUUUAACAAGUUUGUGAGAGAGACAUAGGAAUUUGAAUUCGGAGAAAGAUCCAGAAUUUUCCAGACAUAAUUUUAUAAAAAAUAUCCUGUUUUCAGUUUUUGAAAUGUCAAAAAUUCACUAAAUAAACUUCUUCUGUAACUUUGGCAGUUAUACAUACACCUCAAGACAUAAUUAUUCCAAAAAUCCUACUCGCCCAAAUUAUAGUUAUGACGUGGCAAAGUUGACACAUGUAAUUAGUUUCAAAGGCAAGGUUUUUGAAUUCUGAUGAUCCUGAAAUCAGAAUUCCAAAGUCUUGCUUCUGGAACUAAUUACAAGUCAAUUUUGCCACGUCAUAACUAUUCUUUGGGCGAUUUGUACAUCCUGGGAUUUUUGGAAUAAUUAUUUCUUAAGGUGUACUUUUGGCAGCCAAAGUUUCAGAAGAAGUUUAUUCGGUGAAUCUUCCUUUGUGAAGGUUUUUAGCAAAAACUGGAACCGGAAUAUUUUGCAACGUAUGGAAAAUUCUGAAUUCCCAAAAGUAUUUUUUGUCAAAACUUUUCCAUUUUCCAGCCUGCUCUUGAGAAACGACUUCGUGAUAUCGCAAUUACUACCUCAAACACUAGAAGAAACAAUGGACUCUUCCGUAAUGUAAUGUUCUACGGACCCCCAGGAACCGGAAAAACACUCUUCGCCAAAAGUUUAGCUCAACACAGUGGUUUGGAUUACGCGAUUCUCACUGGAGGAGAUAUUGCUCCACUUGGAAGAGACGGUGUUUCUGCAAUUCAUAAAGUUUUCGAUUGGGCUUCCAAAAGUCGCAAAGGAUUGAUUGUUUUCAUUGAUGAAGCUGAUGCUUUCCUUCAAAAAAGAUCGAAAGAAGGAAUGUCGGAGGAUACGAGAGCUGCAUUGAAUGCGUUUUUGUUUAGAACUGGAGAACAGUCGAGGAAAUUUAUGUUGGUUGUUGCUUCGAAUCAGCCGGAACAAUUUGAUUGGGCUGUUAAUGAUCGGUGAGAUAUUUUUUGAAGGAAAUUUACAUUUUUCAAUCAGAACUCUGAAUGAAAAUAUUCGAAAUUCAUCAAAAAAAUCUAUUUUCCACUCCAAAAAAUCAAUAUUUUUUUUUUUCAGUCUUGAUCAACUUGUCGAAUUCGCACUUCCUGGCGUCGAAGAACGUGAACGUAUUCUCCUGCAAUACUUCAAUGAACAUAUCGUAACUCCAGCGCUCAGCAAAUCUCGAACUCAACGUCUGAAAUUGGCCGAUUUCGAUUGGACCGGAAAAAUGACGAAAAUCGCCAAAACUACAAAAGGAAUGAGUGGAAGAGAAUUGAGCAAAUUGGUUAUUGGAUGGCAGGUGAGUGGAAAUCAAAGAUCUGCCAAUGAAAAUAGUUAUGACGUGGCAAAAAUUGAUUUACAAUUUUUUUUUUGAAAAUAAAAUUUGAUGUUGAAUUUUCAAAGAUAGAAAAUCGAAAUUUGAAAAUUAUUCUGAAAUUUCUAGAAAACACGGAUAUUUUCGGAUGAAACACAAUGAAGAAACAUCUUGAGAAAACAUGGAAACUGAUACAUAAAUUUUGAAACAGCGAAUUUUUUUUUUUGAGUCAAAAAAAUUUUUCUUUGAAUUUCAGGCAUCAGCUUAUGCAUCAGAAACGGGUAUUUUGACUGAAGAAAUAAUCGAUAGAAAUACAGCUGAUGCAAUGGUUCAACAUGAGCAUAAAAUGGAAUGGUUGGAAAGAGAACAAUUGAUGGCUAGAAAUCAAGAGGUUGGUGUUUUGAAGUGAAGUGAAAUUCUGAUUGGAAUUUCAUAUUUUCGAGGGGAAUUUGAGACUGAUCUUUUCAGAUUUGACUGGAUAAUUCUAGACUAAAAAAUGUAUUUCAUAAUUUCAGACCAGCAACUUUUUAAAUUGAAAUUUCAGGCUCGAUCUUUCACCUGAAAAUUCGAGAUAAAAGUAUAUAAAAACAAGAGAAAUUGUCUAUUUUGAAGAGAAAUUUAAGACUAAAAUUUUCAUUUCUAUCUGAAAAUUUUGCUGAAAUUAGUUUUCUCUCCCACCACUCAUCUCAUUUUUUCAGACUAAAUUCGGUACUGGUUUGAAGCGCGAAACGGCUGUUUAG